This is a messenger RNA of Stegastes partitus (bicolor damselfish), 2002 nucleotides long. It is a transcript of the gene tm2d3, whose product is annotated as TM2 domain containing 3. The transcript is spliced from 6 exons. The record is from RefSeq and is a predicted model, not a curated record. Lineage: Eukaryota; Metazoa; Chordata; Actinopteri; Pomacentridae. The coding region runs from base 10 to 795 and encodes 261 amino acids.
GCAGCAACAAUGGCUACUAACUGUCAGAUAUGGAGACCGGACAGAGGACGCUGCUUUAAAAGCUACGGGAUUAUUGUCGUAUUGUUCCUGGACCUAGUCUUACAGUGUGUCAACGGGUACCUGAGUUCUCCUCAUGUUGGCCAGGAGCCUCCCUACACCAGAGAUGCCCAACAUGGACCUGUCAUCACCAGCCCGGUGGUCCCUGCCGCAGCCUCAGUGUCUCCUGCAGAUGAAGAGAGCUACACUUCCAAGUGUCCCAGUGGAGGUUUGUGUAAUCGCCUGCCAGCUGAUUGCAUACAGUGCAGUUACCAGCACAACUGUACCUACGGCAAACCAGCUUCCUUCAACUGUAAACCCAAAAAAGGGGUUCACUGUAUAGGAGAGUCGGGGCAACAGCAAACCAACUUCUCGCUGUCCAUCACCUGUCAGUUCUGCUGGCAGCUGGAUCCAUCCCAGUACCGCUGCUCAAACUCCACCAACUGUAUGACAGUCUCCUGCCCACGCAAGCGCUACAACGCCACCUGUGACGUGUUAGACCAUGUACAUUGUUUAGGUAAAAGACGUUUUCAAAAACGUUUAUUCUGUAACUGGACUGGUGGAUACAAAUGGUCAACCGCAUUAGCCCUCAGCAUUACACUUGGAGGUUUUGGGGCAGAUCGGUUUUAUCUGGGCCAGUGGAGAGAGGGUCUGGGCAAACUCUUCAGCUUUGGAGGCCUGGGCAUUUGGACUUUAAUAGAUGUUCUUCUGAUAGGGAUUGGUUAUGUGGGACCUGCUGACGGUUCUCUCUACAUCUGAAGCAAAGCUCUGGAGACAUGGCUGGUUUGUGCCCUCUUCUGCUUCUCACCGCUUCACUCAGAUUGAAGAUUUGAGAUACUGUGUUCUUAGCACGUUUGCCUGCCCAAACUCGCUGCGCAACACGUCUGCAUCCCAUCUGCUAACAGGCAGGAAGUGUUUUCCUCAUCACACCAACGAUGACUCUACCCACACAACCAUCAGAUCAAUCCUAAUCAUUGUGCGUCUGUCUCCUGCUGAGAUUCUGCAGAUGGAGCUGUGCAGGUGGAUGACGAGCCGAUAAUUAUGUCUGUCUAGUUGGUUUGACUAAACUGGUGGUUAGGCGCUGUUGUGCUGAUAGAUACCUUUGGUAUCCUGUGGAGCAGUGCUUUCACAAACAUCAUGUCACCUUGGAGCUGCAUAUUGCUCCUCCCUUAUUACAAGGUAACUGCAUCAAUGAGGGUCAAAUAGUAACCAUGGCUACAGAGCUUUUUAUAGUGCCACCACACGCAAAAGACAAAUUGGAAGGUAACAUUUAUGUCCUGAAAGCAUGAAUAUGGAGAAUGGAAUGUGUUAAGGUGUUUUUAUUUCCAACAGGUCAUUGUUUAUGUGGAUAAUUCCAACGGUUAUUUUGCAUGUACUUUAUUUUUUUUUCCUACAUUGAGUCAGCAGUGCAGCCCACAACUGUAAUAGCAUCGCCCUCUGGGCAAACUAAAUGAUGCCAUGGCCUUCUGAAGCGCAUAUCAAAUGUUAGAAAGUGAAAGUUCAUUUUUAAAGUUCAUAUGUUGCAUAAAUAAAUAAGAGUUACUGUAGUCUCAAACAGCAACUGGUAUAGCUGUCAUCGCUUACUGCUGCAUGAUUUUUGGGAAAUGCGCAGAAAACAGUCUCUAACAGUGUAUGUCUGUUCAUGAUAAAUACUGAAACUCUUCAAAUGUGUUGCACUAGAAACCUGCAGCUACUUGUGGUUUCCCUUGCUGGAGAUGCUGGAGAUAUCCUCUCCAUUCAACUGGUAAUCUUCCUCAGUAUCACUGUACUGACACUGUAAGAUGUUCGCUCGAGACAGCACAAUUUCUGUAAAUAUGUUUUCUUGGUAUUUUUUUUGUUUGUGUUUUUUCUCAGUUGAGACACUGUAAAUGAUUUUUUUUUAAAAUAGUGAAAUAUAUAUAUGUUCAUCUAAUUGUACUCAACACUGCUAACAAAUUGUCAGUGAAUACACAAAAACAUGUCUAAA